This is a messenger RNA of Zychaea mexicana, 1218 nucleotides long. RefSeq names its product major facilitator superfamily domain-containing protein. Gene Ontology annotation, molecular function: transmembrane transporter activity. Lineage: Eukaryota; Fungi; Mucoromycota; Mucoromycetes; Mucorales; Lichtheimiaceae. The annotation marks the transcript as partial. The record is from RefSeq and is a predicted model, not a curated record. Gene Ontology annotation, cellular component: membrane. Gene Ontology annotation, biological process: transmembrane transport. The transcript has 7 exons.
UUGUUUCUCAAAUAUAUGGGUCCCCGCAAAUGGAUCGCACUUAUUAUGGUUGUUUGGGGUACAAUCAUGGCUGUAAUGGCUACAGUUAAAAACGGCGACGGGUUGUUGGCGUCUCGUUUCUUUCUUGGUAUUGCCGAGGCUGGUUUGUUUCCGGGUGUGAUUUUCUUCCUUUCGGUAUGGUACCCUCGUAGAACCCAAACGAUCAGAAUCGCUUUAUUUUAUGCAGCAUCCACUGUGGCCGGUGCUUUUGGUGGUGUGUUGGCUUAUGGAAUUAUGCAUAUGGACGGCAUGCGAGGAUUGGCAGGGUGGCAGUGGAUUUUUAUUAUCGAAGCUUUGCCGACUCUUAUUCUUGCCUUCGUUACGUUUUUUUACCUGCCCGAUUAUCCCGAAAAUAGUCCGUUCCUUAAUAACCGUGAGCGCGAAAUCGUGGUCAAUCGUAUCAAGGAGGAUGCCGGUCCAGCUACAGAAACCCAUUUCUCUUGGAAGCAAUUCUUCGCAGCAUUUCUUGAUUUGAAGGUUUGGCUCAUAAGUAUCGUUUCUUUGUGCUCUUGCUGCCCGAUGUAUAGUUUGAGUCUGUUUAUGCCGACGAUCGUUCGAGAUUUGGGAUAUACAAACUUAACAGCUCAAGCAAUGAGCGCCAUACCUUAUAUCUUUGCGUGUAUCGCCACGUUAACCUUUGCUAUAAGCUCUGACAGACGUGCCGAGCGAGGGUUCCAUUUGGCUGCGGUUGGUCUCGUUGGCAUGGUGGGAUACAUACUCUUGAUAACUCUAAAAGAUCAACCUGCUGCUGGGCGUUUUGUUGCUGCGACGGUGGCGUCAUGUGGCGCAUUUCCUCUUAUCCCUUUAAUAUCGGUUUGGAAUGCGAACAAUAAUGGUGGACACACAAAGCGAGCGGUGGCUAUUGCUAUUGGGGCGGCGGUUGGAAAUGCAGGAGGAAUCAUUUCAGGCCAAAUGUAUAGAACAGAUGACGCACCUCACUAUAUUCGAGGACAUACCAUUAGCUGCGCAAUGAUGGCCGCCAAUUGGAUAGUAGCACUCAUCCUACGGAUGUAUCUUAGUUAUGAGAAUAAGAAGCGGGACAAGUUAUCGCCCGAACAAUAUCGUAUUGCAUGUGAAGGCGAAGAUCUGUGUGAUAAGGUAUCGUAUAUUAAGACGAUCUAUAUAAUUUUCUUAUGUACACGAAGAUUACUACUGUAUUUUAACGCGGUCUCCUGUUGA